This is a messenger RNA of Spodoptera exigua (beet armyworm), 1987 nucleotides long. The record is from the annotation of a GenBank genome assembly. NCBI's taxonomy places the organism in Eukaryota, Metazoa, Arthropoda, Insecta, Lepidoptera, Noctuidae.
GUCAAAACGUUAAGCAAGCAAGCCGCGACUGUGUCGUGGUCGAAAACUCGUUUAUUUUUUAGUUUUUAAUUAUAAAUAGACCGAAAAUGUAUUAUGUAAAGUGCAAAAAUUUGAUCUAUAACAAUUAAUACGUUUUUAAUUUAGUAUUUCGUUUGUGUAGAAUAAGUUUAAACAGUGAAAAUGUUCAAUUACAAGUACCUCAGCCGCGAACACCUUGAAGGGUUCGAUAAUUAUAAGUAUAUGGCCAUAGACACCAGUCCUCUGAGUGUGUAUGUUAUGCAUCCUUUUUGGAACAAAGUUGUAGAGUUUGUACCAAAAUGGGUGGCACCAAACGUUUUGACGUUCGGCGGGUUCCUCCUCAUAGUAUUGAACUUUAUGCUGCUCUCGUACUACGACUACGAUUACUACGCCGCCAGCACGCCGUUGUACAACGAGACCGUCACCGAGUCGCCAUUGAAUGGCCAUGUUGAAGUCAUACCACAGUCCUUGUGGUAUUUCAUUGGGAUUUUCUUGUUCCUGGCUUAUACUUUAGAUGGUAUCGACGGCAAGCAAGCCCGCCGCACUCAGACCUCGGGUCCGCUUGGAGAGCUAUUUGACCACGGCCUAGACUCGUACACAGUAUUCUUCAUUCCGGCCUGUCUAUACUCCAUAUUUGGUCGGUUAGACUACUCCAUACCGCCUAUCAGAAUAUACUACGUGAUGUGGAAUCUUCUAUUGAACUUCUACAUCAGCCACUGGGAGAAGUACAACACUGGUGUUCUGUUCCUACCCUGGGGAUAUGACUUCAGUAUGUGGGCAUCAACAGCGUUCUUCCUGUGGACGGGUGUGAAAGGCACGGGUUUCUACAAGAAGUAUGUUUUCGGCGGGUACACAUUAGCCAACGUGUUCGAAGUAUUAAUCUACGGUACGGGAGUCGUCACCAACUUACCUGUAGCACUUUAUAAUAUUUAUAAGUCGUACAAACUACGCACAGGCAAGAUGCGUUCUCCGACGGAAGCGUUGCGCCCUCUAUGGUCGUUUGCGUCGAUGUUGCUAGUCUGCUCAGUAUGGGUGCACAAGUCUAGCCGACUGCCCGAGUACGACCUCAGAGCUCUGUUCCUCCUCAUUGGAACCCUGUUCAGUAAUGUCGCUUGUCGUCUAAUAGUGAGUCAGAUGAGCAACCAGCGCAGUGAGCGUACAAACGUGUUGGUGUACCCGCUAUGCGCGGCGGCCGGCCUGUCCUUGCUGCAGCCGCAGUACGAGCCCGCCGCAUUCUACGCCGUCACCGCACUCACUGUACUCGCACAUAUACACUACGGGGCCUGCGUCGUACGACAGAUGUGCGAUCACUUCCGAAUAAACUGCUUCUAUAUAAAGCAAAGGUCAGAUUGACUCUUAGACGACAAUGCGUGUUAGUAACAUAACAUUUAUAUAACACUAAACAGGUCUCAUUGGUAAAUUAACAACAUUGUGUACACCGCCUUACAUUUACCUGAAAAUAACGGAGCUAGAUUAUUUUAUAAAUAUUCUCCAUAUAAAACUUUAAUGGUUAUUUCCAUGUCUGAAAAGUGAUUAAAACCAUUUUAAUGUAGUGACAAUGUUUUCUUUAUAAUUACAAUUUGACGCUACAUUAAUUAUUGAGAUAAUUGACAAGAACAACUAACAAGACCUUAGGUCUCAGUGGUGCCAUCUAAGCAUGACAAAAGAUAAAUUUGAUUUGACAUAAAAUAAUCUAGUUUCUGUCUUCUAUCACAUUGAGGUGUUUAUUUUAUUAUAAAGAAUAUUUUUCAUACGAAAAUUCACCCUAAAAACGCAAUAGAACUGCUUACUAGUAUAAACAGAAACAGUGUUCCUUCAACUAGAUAAAAAAGUAAAACCAUAGAUUUACAGAAUACAGAAGUACAUUAUGUUGUUAUCGUUUAUAAUAGAAAACAAAAAAAAAUGUUAUGUUAUUUUUAUAAGGAUUGUGCACACAGGAAAUGCUAUAUUUUAUUAAAUAAUCAUACAU